AUGGGAUUAGAAAUAACUAGCGGCGAAAAGGAUUUAUCUUUCAAAAUGAACAAAAAAUUUCCAGAUUCAAAACAAGACCAAAAUGCAAAAUUAUUACAGAAGACAGAAAUAAGUAAUGAAGAUAAAUUUAUGCCCGUUUUGCGCUCGGGCAGCUGCGCAAACAUAGGUCAGAGAAAAUACAUGGAAGACGAGCAUAUCUGUGUUGAUAAUCUUUCCGCCUACAAUCUCCGGCGGCCGGCGCCGGCGGCCGCUGCGUUUUACGGCAUUUUUGACGGUCACAGUGGCGGCGAGGCGUCGAAAUACGUGAAGGAAACAAUCCUCGAUUUAAUUCUCGAUGACCCAAAUUUCCCAAACGACGUCGAAACGGCCAUCACGAAUGCUUUUGCAGCAACGGAAAACGGGCUUCGUUCUGCCGGAAUUUUAAAAGCCGGCACAACGGCUUUGAUGGUGUUGGUGUGGGGAAGAACUCUCUUUAUUGCUAAUGCAGGUGAUUGCCGUGCGGUUUUAAGUAGGUCGGGAAAACAUAUCAAUAUGACCACAGAUCACAAGCCUACAAAUAAAGAUGAGAGAUUAAGGAUUGAGUCUCGAGGAGGGGUAAUUUCUAGUGAUGGUUAUAUAAAUGGUGUAAAUUGUCAAUUUGGUGUUUCAAGGGGUUUGGGAGAUUGGGAAUUUAAGUUGGAAAGUGUGGCUUUGAAUCUUUUGAGCCCAAUAAGUGCUGAUCCAGAGUUGAAUACUUAUGAGCUUACACAAGAAGACGAGUUUUUGAUUAUUGCAAGUGAUGGUGUAUGGGAUGUUUUGAAGAGUGAUUUUGCACAAGAAGUUGUGAGGAAACAAUUACGAUUAUGCAAUGACCCUGUCAAGUGUUCCGAAGAGCUUUUUAAGCUUUUGGUGAAUGGUCAUCAAUUGCGUCUUUAUCAUAAGCCGGCCACUAAGGAGGAGUUCCUGCAGCAAUUUGCUCAAAAGGAUGAAACACGGGUUUCUGCAACAACUAAUAAGGUUCCUGCAGCAACUGAUCAGGUUCCUACUGCAAUUGAGCAAAGUAAUGAAGGAUUAAGGGUCAUUGCUACGGAGCAACAGAUAGCUAAAGUUACAGGGUUGCCACAAGAAGGAGAAUUGUUUCCAGAAUCAAAAGACGCUAGGAGUUCCAGAGUAGAGUUUACACUUCUCGUAGAUGGACCUCUAACGGUGGACAAGCAAGGAACCAGGAGGGUUUCCCUACCAACAGAGUGGCCUCAAGUAGCUUUAUAUUUUAGGGUUGAAAAUGCUCCUGUUGCAAAUGAUCCACCAGUUGAAGAAGAAAAUAUUGAAGAACCCUCUUCUCCCGUAGUUUCUGCAGAGAAUGAUUUGCUCGUUGCAAAAGGAGUUGUGGUUAUUAUGGAAGAGGAGAUGGUUGAGGAUCAGUAUGGAUUGGUGGAUGUCUAA
Messenger RNA from Cryptomeria japonica (Japanese cedar), 1422 nucleotides. Its product is annotated as probable protein phosphatase 2C 47. Gene Ontology annotation, molecular function: protein serine/threonine phosphatase activity. The transcript has 6 exons. The coding region runs from base 1 to 1422 and encodes 473 amino acids. Gene Ontology annotation, biological process: protein dephosphorylation. The record is from RefSeq and is a predicted model, not a curated record. NCBI's taxonomy places the organism in Eukaryota, Viridiplantae, Streptophyta, Pinopsida, Cupressales, Cupressaceae.